This is a messenger RNA of Oncorhynchus mykiss (rainbow trout), 813 nucleotides long. NCBI's taxonomy places the organism in Eukaryota, Metazoa, Chordata, Actinopteri, Salmoniformes, Salmonidae. The record is from RefSeq and is a predicted model, not a curated record.
AUGCACAAAACAAGCCUCUUCGACAAGCUCCGGCUGGUCUCCUCCAACAUCUUCCUGUCCCUCACCGUCCCUGGUGUGGGUGUUCCUCUGAUCAUCAACAAGAGAGUGGGGGACUCCGUGGAGCUGCUGGCAGGCUUAGAGAUGGGACAUUUCAAAUCCUUGGUGUGGAAGUAUAUGGGAAAGGAUAUUGCAGAAUUCAACACCGAAGUUGUAUAUUCACCUGGAUCCCAGUUUGUGGGGAGACUAAAGAUGAACACCAAAAACUUCAGGGGAUUUUCUACUUACAGUAAGACCAUCACUCUGAAGGUCCACGAGCCUAUAUCCAAGGUGGCGAUCCAGACAGACAUCAAGCUAUUGGCCAACCACUCCUGUACGGUACGGCUGGUGUGCAACGUGUCCUCCUACCCCAACAUUACCUACACCUGGGAGAGAGACAAUGAGAUCUACGGGGACGCCCAGCAGAUUCACUUCUCUCUCUCACCAGCAGAGAGAGACAUCAGUGUAAAGUGCAACGCCUCCAACCUAGUCAGUUGGAAAACUGCUUUUGAGAUGGCAAAGUGUAGUAAUGACACAACCACCCCAGAAUAUGUGACAGGACUGGCGUGGUAUACCAUCUACAUCGGAAUAUCAGUGGGAGGCGCUGUGGUGCUGAUCCUCACUGUAGCUGUGGCAGUCUGCUACUGCAGGGGCCAAAGUAACACAGACCGCAGGAACUGUAAGGGUCCGGAGGACACGCUGGUGUCGACAGUCACUUACCAGCGGCUCAGAAUGGAGCACACUUCACUUUAUGUGCUACUCUGUGAGUAUGAUUAA